AUGCCUGAUACCCUCACAAAGACUCAUUUUCCUGAGGUUCUUUAUCAGCUCCAACAAAAAGAUGGCCUUUCUUCCCAAAGACAAGGUCCUCUCUUACCAGAUGGUGUUUUAGGAAUUCUCCAGUGUGAACUUCAUCUUGGCAAGAGACUUCCUAAAAAUUCUACGACUUAUAGUGCCCAUGACUCUCAUGAUACUACUGGUCCAUCUCCAUAUGUGGAAUAUUCAGUGGCAUAUCUGGAAUUGUUGGACCUAGUUACUGCCAAAGUAAAGCCAAAGCAGCUCGCUGAAAGAACACAUAAACUUGAAGAUGUGUAUAAGCUGCAAGGAUGUAUUGCAAUCAAAGCUGCUGUCCAGGCCAGUGAAGCUAUGGUUGCUUUUCAUAUGUUAAUUGGACAGAAGAAUGUAACAACAUACCCUUUAAGGGAUGAAAUACAACAGCAAAUUCCAGAUUAUGUGCACAUGGAUUUAAUGACAUCCUAUAAAGAUUUCAUGCUGGAUAAGUAUCAUGCUGCAUAUGUAAAUAUCUAUGAUUCUGUAAAAGAAAGUCAGAAAGCAAAAACAGAAUAUACAAGUGAACAACAUGAAGGAGAAAAAUCUGCAAAAACUGUACCCGCUGGUAAACAAGAAAGUGGAUAUUUGACAUGGAUUCACAUUAUCAACUAUUACACUCAACUGCAAAGACUCCAGAAUGUCAGCACAGUAUCUGCUGGUUCUAAACAGAAGCAUGACAAAUAUGAUAUGGAAGGCAUGGUACACACAUCUAUUUUUAGUGACGGAAUUGUCCUUCGCUUAACUGAAAUGCAUCACUUCUUGAAAAACUUUUUACCUGCAUAUGCUUCCUGUAUAGCCGACUGUCCUCCAAAAGAGCUUUACCCAAAUUUUGAACAGACAACUCUAACAGGGUCUGUACCCUCCAAGAGCUACUUAUCAGCUACUGAAUUAAGGAGGGAGUCCUCAGGAAGGCAGCAGUCACUAGUAAAAUCUUCCAGAUCAACUCCAGUCAGCUUGCAAGCCAGCCCAGCACCACACACAUCAGAAAAGGAACUUUGCAUUCACUGGUAUUGUCCAACAUUACUGAAACCAGCAAGAGAUGUAAAACAACCAAUGGUUUUACUACUAUUUUAUUACAGCACUUAUGGUGAUAUUUUGACCAGCAUGAAGAUGUAUGAUCCAGAUGAUAUUAUCUGUGGCCAAAAAUGGAUCCCAUUUGCUAGCCUUCUUUACAUUCAUGAGAGGCUCACUGCAUUAAAUCAGCAAGCCGAACUUUUACAGCAAACGGCAAAGGAUUUGCCUUCGAGCACCCAAAGCGAAAAACGUAAAGCAUCUGUGCAGAAGUCAGUUAUGGCUAUUGACAGUGACAAACUACAAAAAGGAGAACUGGCAGAGAUACAAGAGCAAGUUAAGCAGUGCUGUACAGAAAUCAGAGAUCUGCUGCUGUAUGAACAAGAAGUGACUCCCUUAACUGAGAUUCCAUUUAGUCUGUCCAUGAACUCCCUGAAGAAGCUGGAGAAGGUGUUUGACCCCGUUAAUGGAUGCAUAUUAAAGGGUGGAAAGCUGACAGAAUGGAUAAUUUCACUACUAUGUUAAAUAGUACAGAUUUUUUUUAAAUAAAGUUGUAUAUAUUAA
Molecule: messenger RNA, 1626 nt
Organism: Protopterus annectens (West African lungfish)
Lineage: Eukaryota; Metazoa; Chordata; Ceratodontiformes; Protopteridae
Product: cilia- and flagella-associated protein 54-like
Exons: 10
Coding region: 1-1587 (528 amino acids)
Biological process (GO): cilium assembly
Source: RefSeq, a predicted model, not a curated record